AUGCCUACAUUGGCUCCUGGGAAGUUAGUCAAUGUUGGUGACAUACCUGUAGUAGUUGUACGACUGUUAGCAGAAGGAGGGUUCUCUCAAGUAUAUCUUGUGACGCUGGAUAUAGACGACCCAAAUAUAAAAACACGGCAAGCUGUACUGAAGCAGAUGCUAGUCAAGGAUGAAGCAACCCUUGAGAAAUUCAAAAAAGAAAUUGAUGUUAUGAAGCGAUUAACGGGCCACAAAAAUAUAGUAGAGUAUUUUGCAUCUGGAAUAACGGAACUGGAACAAGAUGCUGGUCCUUAUAAAUAUGAAGUACUGAUUCUUAUGGAAUACAGCUCAGGAGGAGAAGUGGUGGAUUUAAUGAAUAGCCGUAUAGACAAUAAUCGCAUGACCGAAUCCGAAAUCAUUAAUAUAUUUGCCGACGUUUGUGAGGCAGUCCUUUGGAUGCAUUCCUGUAAGCCCGCCAUUAUGCACCGAGACUUAAAGGUAGAGAAUGUGCUAGUUUCCGAGGAUGGAGUAUACAAGCUCUGCGAUUACGGAUCGGCAACUACUGUGGAUACUGUGGAUUCUAUAAUCUCUCAAGGUCGCAUAGAAGUGCUUGAAGACGAUAUCAGUACACAAACUACAUUACAAUACCGGGCACCAGAGUUGAUCGACGUAUCGCGGCAUCGGCCGAUCUCAGAAAAGGUUGAUAUUUGGGCACUCGGAAUUCUGUUGUACAAGCUUUGCUAUUAUACCACACCUUUUGAAGAGAACAGCGAAAUCAAUAUCCUGCAUGUUUCAUACACGUUUCCCAAAGCUCCACAUUACUCUCUGGCACUUCAACAGUUAAUAAGUUCCAUGUUACGAGAAAAUCCUGAUGACCGACCAAAUAUCGAACAAGUCAAAAAACGCGUCGAAGAACUGCGAAUCUCCCCACCAACAAAAAAAAAGCAACAACUCAAUGGAAAGGAUAACGCCGGUGUCAAAUCGAAUGGCUCAUCACGACGGCAUAAAAAUGAUAGGGGGGUAGCGAAGGAAUCGAAAGCGAAGAAACAUACGUAUCAGGAGCUUGAUGAAUUUGUCGACGAUCCGUACGCUGUGCCCGGUCAGAGAUCGAGGCAUCACAAAGAACCACAAAGCAGAGCUAUCUCGUAUCUACCAUACUCCAAUCAUCCAGAAAAUCAUUACGCACCCUUUAAUGAACCCAUGUAUAUUGAAGACGAUCUGGCUAGCGUUGAUCAGACAACGAACAAAAAGUCAAGUACGCUGCACGAUUCAAUUGCCAUGGAGGCGGUCGAUUAUUUGCCAAACGACUCUCAGUCUAUGGAUCAUCUAACCAGCGCACCAAAACAUGGCAGCAACCAUUUAUCACUCUCUCUGCCCUCAAAACGAAAGCAAGCGAAACGAAGUUGUUGCGGUAUUUCAAGAAGAGUCUGUGUUUAUUCGUGGUUUGGUUUCAUCAUUGUUGUUGGUAUCAUCUGGUACUUUGUAUGGCCCCGCACACCAGAACUAUAUGUUGGAGGAGCUUCAUUGCACUCAGAUCCGCAGUGGAGUAACGUUUCAUCGGUCUAUUCGCUGGAGACAUCAUGGAACAUCAAUUUCACAGCUGAUAAUAGUGUCAAUUGGGUGCCCACUCAAAUUCAAAACAUGCACUUUCUCGCUUACGACCCACUGACUGGAGCUACAUUUGGAACAGCGGACACUGGCCAUUUUGUUCUUGCAUCCAAGGCACAGACUAUUAUUACCAUACCUAUGAACAUUGCUUAUAAUACCACAUCUGUAAUCGACCCUACCUUUCAAAAUCUAUAUAAUGCCUGUGGACCACAGAAAUCUGGUAAUUACAGUCAGCAAAUUUUACGAAUUGCUUUCACUGUUACACAUUAUAUAUCUGGAAUGGUAGGGUCUACUUCAGCUUCAAUCAUGCCUAGUGGCUCCUUUGCUUGUCCUAUCAGCUAA
Messenger RNA from Umbelopsis ramanniana AG, 1929 nucleotides. RefSeq lists its product as uncharacterized. Gene Ontology annotation, molecular function: ATP binding; protein serine/threonine kinase activity. The transcript is spliced from 8 exons. Gene Ontology annotation, biological process: actin cortical patch assembly; actin filament organization; peptidyl-threonine phosphorylation. NCBI's taxonomy places the organism in Eukaryota, Fungi, Mucoromycota, Umbelopsidomycetes, Umbelopsidales, Umbelopsidaceae. Gene Ontology annotation, cellular component: cytoplasm. The coding region runs from base 1 to 1929 and encodes 642 amino acids. The record is from RefSeq and is a predicted model, not a curated record.